Molecule: messenger RNA, 2430 nt
Organism: Fusarium oxysporum Fo47
Lineage: Eukaryota; Fungi; Ascomycota; Sordariomycetes; Hypocreales; Nectriaceae
Exons: 5
Coding region: 1-2430 (809 amino acids)
Source: RefSeq, a predicted model, not a curated record
AUGGCUUCCACGGAGGCAACCCUAGCAAGCCAAGAAGAAACCUCAUCCAGCGAGUCAUCGGAAAGAUCGCCAGAUGGACUCAAAGGCGGUCCCGUUGCUGGAGUUGCCAUUGGCUGCCUCAUUGCUGGUCUUGCUCUGGGAUCUAUAGCAGCUUUUUUACUUCUCCGGAGACGGCGGAGAGUCAAACCAGCAAACGAAGGAUUCGUUUUAGCAGACCAAAAAUACACGGAACCAAAGGAUGGGACACAGGUCAUAGUUUCAUCGUCGAGACACGAUGCUGAACUCAGUCAAUUUCUUCUCGAGGCAACCCCGGACAAGGACCUCCAAGCAGAGUUACGCUCACUCUCCGAACUCAUUUACCAGCAUGUCGAGAACUAUUACCGUAGACCCCAAGUCCAGGCCGACGCCGCUGAGGUGGCUCAGAGCCUUACCAAUAUUGGCUACUCAUCAGAAGCGUCAGGACUACAGGCAGACACAGUUGCUGCCAUUUGCCUCAGCCCCAAGACCUCUCAAAUUGGACUUCGUCAUGUCCUCUCGCAUGUCAUCUUUCGGAGCCUCGAUUUCAGUUCCGGCAGCAGCUUGUCUAUGCUUCCACUAGCGGUAGCAACAAUGGCGCAAAGAAGUCGCUCAGCUGAAAAUGCAAACAAUCCUGCAAUUACCUUGGCACGUUCAAGGUGGCGCGCUCUCUCUGCUCUGCUUCUCCAUCCUAACCCGGAGGAGAGAACACCACUCCCGGUGUCAGUGACAGAAGCUUCCCCUAUGGCUCUAUCUCUUGCGAACGAGUUUAACCAGUUCUUGGAGGUGUUUGUUACACAAGACCCUGCUAGCCAACAGGAUCAGAUGAAUCAUCUGCAGGCUGUCAUUCUUGAGUGUACCAAACUGGGCUAUGUCGUUCUAUCGCAACCGAGUGACUGGGGGUUUGUUUUUAGCAACAGUACAUCCAUUACAAAAAGCCGUAGGAUCGUGAUCGCCCAAGGAGGUGGUGGCACCAGAGACUCUGAGUUCCCACAUCUUCAACAUCUCAUAGAACUACGUCACGAAUGCCUCCAUCUUCUUCAGCGCCGCCCAAAGGUUCUUGCCCGCGUACACAACAUUAUCGAAUCAGCUCAAAGAGGACUUCAAGAAGUCUGCGAGAUUGUCGAGAGGUGUCGCCCGGAGGCCGACAGAGGUGGAAAGACCACAUUUUCAAAACGCAUGGCGUGGGUGCUUGUAGAUGCGAGUGAGUUCAAGAGCCAGGAGCCUAUUGUUAGUCGACAUCAUGCCGCUGUGCUUGCUGAGUUGAACUUUUUGAGACAGAUAGCUCUUUUGGCUCCUGUUCCUGAACCCGUGAAAGUUAAGGAGAAGUGUGGUGUAAGAGAUGAAGCCGCAGUGUUUGAUAAUGUCGCGCUGCUAGGGGAUCUUCUUGGUGAUGUAACGGGCAAGUUGAAGAGUCCUAUCAUAUAUAUUCAUCGACACAAUGAUCUAAUAGUAUGUGUCACUCUAGCUCCAGCCAGGAAACCACCAAUUGCUCAAUCUAUUGAUCCUCCAACUCCAACCAUAGUUUUCAACACAAACGCAGAAUCGGCAACACCAACGACUCCAUCCUCGCUCCAAGUACCUCAGCCUCUUCAUAGAUCAACGAGUUCGCAGACGAUGCAUAUAGAACAUGCGCCUGAACCACUACCAGAACUUGUUCCAGUCAACAUGAACAGCACAGCUCUACCUAAAUCUUUCACUUCAAGUGCCACUUACGAUAGUGAGUCCCUCGCAGGAUUGAGUCUACUUCUAGGAGACCCCUUAGACUGGAAACACUCACCGCCUCUGGCGCUAUCUAACAAUGGUCCAUUGAAUCGACCAGUGACGGCUCCAUCUCAAGGACUGCCUGCACAGUCCACUCAUAAUGGUUCUGAUCAACAUCUUCCACUUCAUAGCCCUUAUGAUAGUGUCUCUGAUCUGAGCCAAACUAGUCAGCGAGCAAGCUUCAACUGCACUCCUUCACGUCUAUCAUCAAACAUCUCAAGCCCUUAUCAUCAGCAACAUUCACUUCCAAUACCCCCAGCAGCUACACGAUCAGCAUCUCAGCUCCACCAUAUGUCGUCCGGUCACUAUCCGGGGCAGCUCACGGGGUCAAAUUCGUCUUCUACAACAAUAUCUUCCAUCUCGUCCGGUUUAACAAGACAUGAAUACAGCUGGAUACCGCCAAUUGCUGAGCUUGAUAGUUCUCCACACCAUGUGGUUCCAAUUGUUGGUGCAUUGAACCAUCUAAAUCGAAACAGCGAGUUGUCAGUGGACCAGAAACUCGCUAUCCAAAUCAACACAACACCUGUCGAGCUUCCAGCAGAGGAUAGGCUACCCACGAACAUAAACCCAUACUGUCAACUUUCCGUCCGGGGUCUAACAGAAGGGGGCGAGCCAUCAGUCAACCAACAUCAACAUCAUAUCAGCAAAUAA